This is a messenger RNA of Phyllostomus hastatus (greater spear-nosed bat), 1481 nucleotides long. RefSeq names its product tRNA methyltransferase 11 homolog (gene TRMT11). The coding region runs from base 29 to 1432 and encodes 467 amino acids. Gene Ontology annotation, molecular function: nucleic acid binding. Gene Ontology annotation, biological process: methylation. Gene Ontology annotation, cellular component: cytoplasm. The record is from RefSeq and is a predicted model, not a curated record. NCBI's taxonomy places the organism in Eukaryota, Metazoa, Chordata, Mammalia, Chiroptera, Phyllostomidae. The transcript has 13 exons.
UGGGGGCGGGACGACGUGUCGACCACGCAUGCGCAUCUUGGCAGUUGCAAUGGCGCUGCCGUGUUCCCUGAACAGGUAUCUGCUGCUCCUGGCACAGGAGCACCUGGAAUUCCGCCUGCCGGAAAUAAAAUCUUUGCUUUCACUCUUUGGAGGUCAGUUCACCAAUAGUCAGGAAACUUACGGAAAGUCUCCUUUUUGGAUUCUUAGUAUUCCCUCUGAAGAUAUUGCCAGAAACUUAAUGAAACGGACAGUGUGUGCCAAGUCCAUAUUUGAACUAUGGGGUCAUGGAAAAUCUCCAGAAGAGCUGUAUAGUUCUCUUAAAAACUACCCUGUGGAGAAGAUGGUUCCAUUUCUACAUUCAGGUUCUACAUAUAAAAUAAAGAUUCACACAUUUAAUAAAACAUUGACACAAGAAGAAAAAGUGAAACGAAUAGAUGCUCUUGAGUUCCUGCCAUUUGAAGGAAAGGUGAAUUUAAAGAAUCCGCAGCAUAUCUUCUCCGUUUUGGAGGAUUACGGUUUGGACCCAAACUGCAUUCCUGAGAAUCCACAUAAUAUUUAUUUUGGUAGAUGGAUUGCAGAUGGACAAAGAGAACUUAUUGAGUCAUACAGUGUCAAAAAGAGACACUUUAUUGGAAAUACAAGCAUGGAUGCUGGUUUAUCAUUCAUCAUGGCCAACCAUGGGAAAGUGAAAGAAAAUGAUAUUGUCUUUGAUCCAUUUGUUGGAACAGGUGGCCUUCUGGUGGCAUCUGCUCAUUUUGGUGCGUAUGUGUGUGGGACAGACAUAGACUACAACACGGUCCACGGCUUGGGAAAGGCUAGUAGGAAAAACCAGAAAUGGAGAGGACCGGAUGAAAACAUUAGGGCCAAUCUUCGUCAGUAUGGUUUAGAGAAGUAUUACCUUGAUGUCCUGGUUUCAGAUGCAUCUAAACCUUCUUGGAGGAAGGGCACAUAUUUUGAUGCAAUUAUCACUGAUCCUCCGUAUGGGAUCAGAGAAUCUACCAGAAGGACAGGUUCACAGAGGGAAACACCAAAGGGGAUAGAAAAGUGUCCAGAAAGCCACGUUCCUGUUUCCUUGAGUUACCAUCUGAGUGAUAUGUUUUUUGACCUGUUAAACUUUGCAGCUGAGACCCUCAUAUUAGGUGGAAGACUAGUCUAUUGGUUACCAGUGUACACACCAGAAUACACUGUUGACAUGGUGCCCUGGCAUCCUUGCCUGAAGCUUAUUAGCAACUGUGAACAGAAGCUUUCCAGUCACACAUCAAGGCGCUUGAUAACAAUGGAAAAAGUGAAGAAAUUUGAGAACCGGGACCAGUACUCACAUCUGCUGAGUGGUCAGUGUCUGCCAUACCAAGGCCAUAACUCCUUUCGUGAGAGGUAUUUCAGUGGGCUCACAAAAAGAAUUGCCAAGGAAGAAAAAUCUGUCCAGGAGUGAAAGUGAACAUUCUGACAAUGGAGAAAGAAUAAAGAUUUGAUGGAAAAGA